AUGGGCUACGAGGAAGCCGUCGCCGCAAUUGAUGCCGCCCACGCGCAGGACCCAAACAAAGUCACCAUCGCCGGCAAAGAAGUACCCUACGAGCUACACUACGCCGAGAAAUGCACAUCGUACCUAGAAAAGCGCUGCCCCGACGCGUCCGAAGCGCUCCGCCUCGCAAUCCGCGCCCAGCAUUUCCGCCGCUGGGAGGUCCCACGAAGCACAUUCCCCAUGACAAGGGUUGGGUACCAUGCGUGGCGAACGCAUCUCAAGAAGAGACAGGCUGAUCUUGUGAUGUGUAUACUAGACGAAUGCUACCACACGUCUGCCACCCGAUCGCAUGAAGAGCAUAUGGCGUUCCUCAACAGGGUGGGUAGCUUGAUAAAAAAAGAAGGCUUGAAAGAGGGCGACGAGGAUACUGGUGUCCUGGAAGACGUCGCUUGCCUCGUCUUCUUGGAUGAUCAAUUCGACAAGUACGCGAAGCUAUGGGACGAAGGGGAGAAAGGCGAGGGUGGGCUGGAUGAGGAGAAAGUGCUAGGUAUACUAAGGAAGACGUGGGCGAAGAUGACGGAGAGGGGGCACGAGUUAGCAUUGCAGAUACCGAUGGAGGGGCGGCCGAAGGAGUUGAUUCAGAAAGCUUUGGCUGGGUGA
Molecule: messenger RNA, 639 nt
Organism: Didymosphaeria variabile
Lineage: Eukaryota; Fungi; Ascomycota; Dothideomycetes; Pleosporales; Didymosphaeriaceae
Exons: 1
Coding region: 1-639 (212 amino acids)
Source: RefSeq, a predicted model, not a curated record